Rhinopithecus roxellana (golden snub-nosed monkey) is the source of this 5767-nucleotide messenger RNA. RefSeq names its product nucleobindin 2 (gene NUCB2). Gene Ontology annotation, cellular component: extracellular exosome; endoplasmic reticulum-Golgi intermediate compartment. The transcript is spliced from 18 exons. NCBI's taxonomy places the organism in Eukaryota, Metazoa, Chordata, Mammalia, Primates, Cercopithecidae. Gene Ontology annotation, molecular function: calcium ion binding. Bases 608 to 1870 code for a protein of 420 amino acids. The record is from RefSeq and is a predicted model, not a curated record.
UUCUCAGCUGAGCCAAAGGAAAUCAAGAAAUCUCUUGAAAUCAAGGAAAUCAAGGAAUCAAUUACUUACACCAAGCUGAGCAAGAGACAACUUGAAGGCAGAGGUAGCAGUAAUCAGACAGGAUUUCCAAGGUGUGAUCCCACUACUGAUCAGCAAAGGAGUUUCUGACCUGCUCUGUUUCCAACCUGGACCUGUUUACGCCUCCUUAGGCAACCUGUGGUACUGAGGCGGGAGGCAGAACUCAACUCUGGAGGCAGAGCUUGGACACCGGACCAAAUUGAGGACUAGCUGAAACAGGGUCUCACUCUGUGGCACAAUGAUCAUGGUUCACUGCACCUUCGGCCUUCUGAGCUCAAGUGAUCCUCCCGCCUCCAUCUCCUGAGUAGUACAGAUGUGUGACCCAGCGCCUGGCAAAUUUUUAAAUAUUUUCUUCAGACUGAAACAUCGUUGUGAACGUGUUACGAGCCUGUUUUUAGUGAAAAAACAUUGGGCUAGGAGCCAAGACCCAUCUCUUCACUAUUUUGGUAUUGUGCAAGUCAUCUUAUCUCUCUCGACCUCAGUUGUCUCAUCUGUAAAAAGGAGAUAAAAAUUAUUUACCUGCCUGAACAUGAGGUGGAGGACUGUCCUGCUACAGUAUUGCUUUCUCUUGAUUACAUGUCUACUUACUGCUCUUGAAGCUGUGCCUAUAGACAUAGACAAGACAAAAGUACAAAAUAUUCACCCUGUGGAAAGUGCAAAGAUAGAACCACCAGAUACUGGACUUUAUUAUGAUGAAUAUCUCAAGCAAGUGAUUGAUGUGCUGGAAACAGAUAAACACUUCAGAGAAAAGCUCCAGAAAGCAGACAUAGAGGAAAUAAAGAGUGGGAGGCUAAGCAAAGAACUGGAUUUAGUAAGUCACCAUGUGAGGACAAAACUUGAUGAACUGAAAAGGCAAGAAGUAGGAAGGUUAAGAAUGUUAAUUAAAGCUAAGUUGGAUUCCCUUCAAGAUAUAGGCAUGGACCACCAAGCUCUUCUAAAACAAUUUGAUCACCUAAACCACCUGAAUCCUGACAAGUUUGAAUCCACAGAUUUAGAUAUGCUAAUCAAAGCGGCAACAAGUGAUCUGGAACACUAUGACAAGACUCGACAUGAAGAAUUUAAAAAAUAUGAAAUGAUGAAGGAACAUGAAAGGAGAGAAUAUUUAAAAACAUUGAAUGAAGAAAAGAGAAAAGAAGAAGAGUCUAAAUUUGAAGAAAUGAAGAAAAAGCAUGAAAAUCACCCUAAAGUUAAUCAUCCAGGAAGCAAAGAUCAACUAAAAGAGGUAUGGGAAGAGACUGAUGGAUUGGAUCCUAAUGACUUUGACCCCAAGACAUUUUUCAAAUUACAUGAUGUUAAUAGUGAUGGAUUCCUGGAUGAACAAGAAUUAGAAGCCCUAUUUACUAAAGAGUUGGAGAAAGUAUAUGACCCUAAAAAUGAAGAGGAUGAUAUGGUAGAAAUGGAAGAAGAAAGGCUUAGAAUGAGGGAACAUGUAAUGAAUGAGGUUGAUACUAACAAAGACAGAUUGGUGACUCUGGAGGAGUUUUUGAAAGCCACAGAAAAAAAAGAAUUCUUGGAGCCAGAUAGCUGGGAGACAUUAGAUCAGCAACAGUUCUUCACAGAGGAAGAACUAAAAGAAUAUGAAAAUAUUAUUGCUUUACAAGAAAAUGAACUUAAGAAGAAGGCAGAUGAGCUUCAGAAACAAAAAGAAGAGCUACAACGUCAGCAUGAUCAACUGGAGGCCCAGAAGCUGGAAUAUCAUCAGGUCAUACAGCAGAUGGAACAAAAAAAAUUACAACAAGGAAUUCCUCCAUCAGGGCCAGCUGGAGAAUUGAAGUUUGAGCCACACAUUUAAAGUCUGAAGUCCACCAGAGCUCGGAAGAAAGCUGUUAACUCAACAUCUAUUUCAUCUUUUUAGCUCCCUUCCUUUUUCUCUGCUCAAUAAAUAUUUUAAAAGCAUGUUUGAAAUAAAGGAAGAUACUUUUUAAAUGAAAACACUUUUUUGGGGACACAGAUAUUAAAGGAUUGAAGUCUACCAGAACCAGGAAGAAAACAAACUCACUGUCUGCUCUCUGCUCUCACAUUCACACGUCUCUUCUAUUUUUUUUUUUUUUGUUCUCCUUUAGUGAUUUAAUUAAGUGGCUUUAUGCCAUAAUUUAGUGAAACUAUUAGGAGCUAUUUAAGUGAGAAAACUCUGCCUCUUGCUUUUAAAUUAGAUUGCUCUCAUAAACGUAGAUAUUCUUUUAUGGGUGCUUAUCAUUCUUUCUUUCAAUAAAUAUUUCUUUGAUAUUAAUAAUUCUGAAAAGGCCAUAGUAUUUCCCUGUGUUUCCUGGUAACUUUUUUCUACUUUUGGCAACCUCAACUGCUAGAAAUUCUUCACCUGAAUCGUUUUUGCUACCAUUUCAGGUCAUUUUUCAUUCUUUUUUAUUUUGCUCUAUACUUUAUCAUUUAAGAUUGGGUUCUGUUACAUAUAACAGAAAAACCAAAGAUAACAGUGGUUUAAACUAAAUAGGAGUUUUUUUCUUACAUAAAAGAAGUCUAGAAGUAGGUGGUGUCCAGGUUCCUAUCUUUCUUCUCUGCUAUCCUCAGUGCAUGAUUUUUAUCCUCAGGUUACCUCACUCUUACUGUUCAAGUUUGCUCCUGGAGGCAGUGGGGAAGGCAAGAAACUAGACUUUCUCUGCUUGAGUCAGCUUCCCUGAGGCCAUUUUCCAGAACCAGCAGCACCUGAACUUAUGUCUCGACUAGAACUGGGUCACACUGAUGGCCACACCUAGCUGCUAGGGAGGCUGAGAAGUCCAUGUGGCAAUGUGACCAGCUAAAAGUUGGAUUAUUUUACUAAGGAAGAAGGGAAGAGGGAAUGUUUUGUAGGCAACUUUCAAUUUGAACCUCAGCCACCCUUGUUGGCUACCUAAAUUUCUGUGUACCAUCUUCUUCCAAGAUAGAAAACACUCACCCCCUCUCCCUGAAGAGAAACCACCAUAAAUCCAGCCCAUUAUUGCAUAUUAGAUGAAAGACCAUGCUAUCUGGAGACAGUCCCCUCCGUCAUGUUAGGGUGUGGCUCCUUGUGUUCUGGCCACCUACAAACUGAAAGACAAGUUUUCUGCCCCAAGAGUGCCAGAUGCAUAAUGCAAAGGUGCAGGAAAACUCUGAAGCUUUUUAGAAACAGGGUCUUCCUGUGUUGUCUGGUCUAGAAUACAGUGGUGCGAUCAUAGCUUACUGCAGCCUUGAACUCCUGGGCUCAAGUGAUCCUUCCACCUCAGUCUCCCUAGUAGCUAGGACUACAGGCACACGCCACGAACACCUGGCUAAACAUUUUUUUUGUAGAGAUGAAGUAUUGCUAUGUUGCUCAGGCUGGUCUUAAACUCCUGGUCUCAAGCAAUCUUCUCCCCUCAGCCUCCCAAAGCACUGGGAUCACUUGGUGUGAGCCACCAUGCCCAGGACCCCUAAAACUGAUCUUUCAGAAAAGGGGAGAAUUAGAAAUAUAGUGGCCACUGAUCCAUAGCAAUUGGAAAGUACUGCUUGGCAAAAAUAAUUAAAUCUCUCUGCUAUAGUUCAUGAAUAUAUUCCUUGGUUUGCCCAUCAGGCAACCCCUCAUUCACCUUUCUGAGAGGAAUUCCUUUAUCUAAUGUCCUCAGGGGGCCUUGGUUUUACUUUCUGGGUGGUUUUCAUUGUACAUUAAUUUUCAGACACAGUCUGCAUGGGCAUUGGAAAGUAUACCCUUCUUGGAGGCUGGGCAGCCUUAGCAGUUUACUUCCUAUAAUUGUGAGUCUGGGGGCAGGCUUGGGAAUUAGAGUAUAGAUCCGUAACAGCUACAGGCUGUUGCAGGCCAGGUUUGGGUUGUUGUUGUUGUUUUGUUCUGUUUCUUGGCCAAGUGGAUUCCUAAAAAUUUAGUAAGUUUCUGGUCCGUUGUCUUCAGUCAUUUCCAUGGACAGUUUUAACCAAGGUAAAAUACAUUGUUUUUAACAAAGAACCUCAUCAUUUACUUGCUGGCCUCUGUGUGCUCUCCAUCCUCUUUGUUCUCACAGGAAUGGUACCUCCUUGAGAUCCUUUGAAACUGUAGGCUUGCAUGGAAUGGCAACAGUCUUAAUCUGAUCUCUUCCCCUAGGAUGGCUCCUAUUAUUUGGCAGAAAAUUCUAAGGGAACGUUCUUGAAAAAGGUUGAGAAAGUUUUAGUAGCUCCCUCAGAGCCUUUACUUAUAAAUGCUUCACUUUGGAGUACAGUAGUACUUGACUUUUUCAAUUCUUCAGGGCUCCAGAUUUGGGUCUUGGUCAAUUUAUAUGGUAGACAAAGAGCAAUUUCAGCAAAGCUAUUUUCCCUUGCAUCACUGCAGACGUGUUAACCUUAGUCCAAGUCACAUAUCUCUUUAGGGCUUUGCUGAAAAGAGGCAAGAAGCAGCCAACACAUGCUAGCACUCUGAAGUUCUACCACCUUUGUCUCUGUGGCAGGAAGUCUGAACCUCACCUUGACCUCUGUUGGCAAAAGUCUCACUGCCCAAAGCCCUACCUCCUCAACUAAGCCAACCCCAGAUUUAGGGCCUUUGACUUGCUGCACCUUACUUCUAGCUGCCAAAUUCUGUAUAGGUCAAGAUUCUUAGCUGUAGGCAAUGAAAUCUUCUUUAGGUAUUAAACAGAAGGAAUGGGUGAAUCAGUAUAGAUAGGUCACAGAAUCGAUGGGAGGGCUGAGGAAACAGACCUAGGCUGAGCUUCUAGGAAUUAUGUCACAAGACUAGGCUGCUGAAGGAGCUGCCGCUUUUAGAACAAUCAAGAAGCUGCCUGCUGGAUUAGGAAGCCGCCUGCUGGACUAGGAAGCUGUGAACAGUUGCCAGUUCCAGAGCCACACCACCUCUGCCAUUCUUUAUGCCAGCAAAAAUAGAUACAUGUCUUCUUGCCUCUGUCCCCAUGUUACUUGGUUCUAAGUAAAAGUCUCAACCAUGAAGUACAAUCAAGAAGAAACUGAAAAAGAGCCAGAGUUAGAUGAUGAGCUUCAUCGUUGUCAUGCAGGAGUUUUAUCCCCUGAAGAACCUGCUAGAGAAGUCCACCUUCACCCUUAACCAAUGGUGCCUCAACUUACUACUUUUAAAAUUCAUUUGUUUCUUUUGGAAUUGGGAUACUAAGGUCCAGAAGUGUCAUUCUAAAGCUGGUAGAGGUUUCACGAGUCAUCAGGGACCCAGAACCCUUCUCUUUUGCUGUCCCCUUGUCCUAGUGCAUGGUUUCCACAUUGUGGUGCAAGAUGUCUGCUCAAGCUCUAGGCAUUACAUCUGCUAUCCUGCUGUCAUAAAAAGGAAGGGGAAAAGAAGAUCAUUUUCCUUCCCUUUAAGGACAUUUCCCAGAAGUCACACAGAACAUUUCCAUUUAUAUUACUUUGGCCAGAACUUGGUCAUAUGGCCACAUUUAGCUCCAGAGUGGUUAGGAAAUGCAGUCUUUUAUUUUGGAGAUCCCUGUGCCCAGGAAAACAUUGGAGGCCUUUUUCAAGGAAAAAGGGGAAAAUAGAUAUUGGUUGACAAAUAGCAGUCUCUGCCAUACUGUCCCUGGAUACAUGUCUUUGGGUGAAUGUCCCUUAUUUACCAUUCUGAUUGCUUGUUGGAUAUUUUCAAUAUGUGUUACAAUAUGGUUCCAAAAUUGUAUGUGAUAUUCCAACAGCAAGUUGGAUGCAAUGUGUCAUAUAAAUGACCUCAGUGUCAACCAGCAUUUGAAUACCGUGUCUCAAUGCUAUGCACCAAUAAAGAACAUAGAAAGUCAGACGUUUCCAUAAA